AUGGUUGAACGUUUACCUGAUCAUGUAACACCAAAAGUUCAUUUUCUUACUGAAUAUUGCCGUUUGAUAGAAAAUCAUGGUUUACCUGUAUUAAAUACUUGUAUACGCUUUGAAUCAAAACACCAAUACUUCAAACAAUUUGUUAAUCGUGGACUGAAUUUUAAAAAUCCCCUUCUCACUAUGUUUAAACGACAUCAAUUACGUCAAUGUUUUUUAAACAAAAUAGAAUCGUCUCAUGUUUCAUCAUCCACCACAGUGCAUUCGUUCAAAUCAGUCGAUAUUUCUAAAUUUUCUCUUCCUAUUCAAUGUUUAUUAAAGAAAGAGAUUUCUGAAAGUGAAAAAAUAUGUGAAAGCUCAUCUGUUUAUUAUCACGAUCUUAAUAUAAAACAAAAAUCUGUAUUUGUUCAUGAUCUUCUACAUACUGAAGAAAUUCCCGUGUUUUGUCAAAUUCAUCAUCUGUUAAGAAUAAAAGAAAAAUGGUUUGCAAUUGCGGAACAAUUACAUACAAAUUCUUUCAACGAACAUUUAUGUGCUUAUGAAGUUGAAUAUACAGGAACAUUAGUUGAAAUUGAUGUAGAACAUUGUUUAGAUAUAUUUUCUGAUUGUCUUGAUAUUUAUGAAAUCGAAGAAACUUAUUAUAUAAAUAUGUUGACUCAAGAAGACAUCGAUGGGGCAACAUUAGUUUUACUUCAACCGGAUGAUAUUGUGAAAAUAUUUCCUCGACUUAGGGACAGGGUCAAAUUUGUCGAUCAACGGACAAAAUUGGUUGAAAAAUUCAAGGAAUGUCGAACAGAUGCUGAUGAAUUUACAGGUAAUCUACUUGAAUCAACAUUAUCAUCUUCUACAUUAUCAUUAUAUUUUUCAGAUGUCCCUCGAAAUAAUGGUUCACCAGAUUUAUCUGUUUUAAUUACAACUGAAGUUAAUCAAAAUGAUGAAAUAUGUGAUGAUACAUCACCUAAUAUUGAUUGUCAUGACAGUGAUGAUAAUCAUGUUGAAUCACGAUUACCUACAGAUUAUACAGGUCCAAUUUUAUCUUCAAGAAUACAAUAUUUUAUUGAUCAAAACAAUAUUGCAAAAUUUAAUCCACAUACAACUUUACGUGCUGAAAUAUUAUCUCUCAUUUUUGAUGAUGUAACAAAAACACAUAAUUUACUUUAUCCCAAUCAUGAUGAAUAUAUGAUGAUGGCUAAAUCUAUUGUUCAAAAACUAUCCAUUCCAUCAGGUUUAGUUUGUGAAGCUACUAAAGAAUGGCAUGAAUCAAUAAAACAGAAGUUUAAACGUGAACGAAGACCUUUACAAAUGGAAAACGAGUUAGCGCAGAAAAAGAAAGAUACAUACGGUAAUGGUAAAACAAAUGGCCGUCCAAAAAGAAAGAGUGUUGUUGUACAAGCUGAACGUCGAACAAAUGAUGUACCAUUUAUCAACCUCAAUGAUAAUCAUGAUGAAAAUCUUUCAUCUUUAGUUAAUCAAAUGAAAAUUGAAUUACUUAAAGAUGAUCCUGAUACUGAUAUUCUACAUAAUAUUUGGAGACAGUCGUUUAAUAUUCGUCGUUUACAUGUUCGUCAAUUACCAAUUGAUGAAUUACUCAGCCGUUUUCCUGGUUAUCGUCGACCAGAUUUGCUAUUGGCUGAAGUACAAGAAACUGCUGGUGUUGAUCUUGUUGAAAAUGUUAAAGAUAUAUUACCAAAAUUGUUUGACUGUAUUCCAGAUAAUAAUUGUUUUUUGUCGGACGUUUUACCUAUUCGGGUUAUUCGAGUUUUAUGUAAAAAAUUUGGUGAUUCUGUUGGUAAUGUAUUCACUCAUGAUGAAGUACUCGUUUCAUAUCCAUGUAUCAAAAUUCUUGACAAUAAAUUUGAAUUAUAUCUCGAUUUUCAUCUUAUUACAGAAACAGAUUCAUGUUCAACAGCUCUUGCUUUACUUUUAUCACUUUAUUAUGUAUUUGAAAUUCGAUUUGCAUCUCAUAAUAGGUGUUGUCGACUUCUUUAUAGCAUUUUAUUUGAAGAUACACAUCAUUUAAAUAAAUCGUUGAAAAAAUUAUUAAAUGAUUGGAAUUACAAAAUUAUCAAUCGACCACUAACAAAACGACAAGCAUCUGUUAUGAACAUAACAGAAAGUUUUACUCAACCAUCAACUGAUAAUGAAAAUGUAUUAUCUUCAUCCAAUAAUUUAACUCAAAUUGAUCAUUUAACAUAUCAACAAUCUCAACAAGUUCGAUCAUGUUCAACACCUUCAAAAGAGAUAACUUCAGAAAAUAUUCAACAUCAUCUUAGUCGUGAUCAUGAAAAUGAUAAUGAUCAACAAUCAGAUGCUGAUGAUUCAAAUAUGUUCAAUCAUUUAUCAAAUGUUUCAAUUCCAAUUAUUGAUUCUGAACUAAAUUCACCAACGAUCCCACAAAAUAAAUCUCAAUCAUCAACUAAUAAUCCAGCAUUAACUGAUGAUUUUCAUUUAUCACAAACAAAUGAAUUAUAUUCGUUAAAAAAUCCUCUUAUUUCAAAAGAAAAUCGAACACAAUCUGCACCAGCAAAAGAACAAACUAAAUCUAGUAUCAAUCUCAAACGAAAACGUAAACAAGACCAAGCAACACCAUCAAUCACUUUUCCAAAACAAUCAACACGUAAUGUAUCAAAACGAACUCGUGUUCAAUAA
Rotaria sp. Silwood2 is the source of this 2646-nucleotide messenger RNA. The record is from the annotation of a GenBank genome assembly. NCBI's taxonomy places the organism in Eukaryota, Metazoa, Rotifera, Eurotatoria, Philodinida, Philodinidae.